Solanum stenotomum is the source of this 936-nucleotide messenger RNA. RefSeq lists its product as uncharacterized. The coding region runs from base 1 to 936 and encodes 311 amino acids. NCBI's taxonomy places the organism in Eukaryota, Viridiplantae, Streptophyta, Magnoliopsida, Solanales, Solanaceae. Gene Ontology annotation, molecular function: zinc ion binding. The transcript has 5 exons. The record is from RefSeq and is a predicted model, not a curated record.
AUGUUGAUAGCUAGCACAUUAGAUCCAGGAGGUCACAUCUUGCCGCUUGCAUACGGAAUAGUUGAUUCAGAAAAUGAUGAUUCAUGGUUAUGGUUCUUUGAGAAUUUUAAAAAUGCAUUCGGUGAAAGGGAAGAUAUGUGCUUUGUUUCUGAUAGAAAUAAGAGCAUUUGGAAUGCUACUGCAGUUGUUUAUCUCGAAUUCAGACAUUACGCAUGCAUAUACCAUCUAUGGACCAAUUUACUAAAGAAAACAUACAGAGAUACAGAGGAGGUUAGACCAUUAUUCUUCUGUUUAGCAAAAGCUUACACUGUUCAAGAGUUUGAUGAAUUGAUGACAAGGAUGGAUCAAAUUAAUCCAAAAUACCGUGCUUAUCUACAAAAAGCAAAUUAUGAGAAAUGGUUACCAGUGGUACCAUUGUUGGAUUUUGUUAGAAAAACAAUUGAAGCUUGGAAUGAGAAACACAACGAAGAAGGUAGAAAUACUACAACAACCUUGACAAGUAAAUACAAUGAAAUGUUGGAGGACAAUAGAAAUUUGUCUCAUCGUAUGCUUGUACGCGCAUCAACAAUACACCUUCAUACCAUUACAGAUGGUGCAAAGAGGUUUACAGUAUGUCUGAAUACACGAAUGUGUAGUUGUGGCAGAUUUCAACAUGAUGAGAUCCCUUGUAGUCAUGCACUUGCAGCAAUCAGACAUAGGAAUAAAAAUCGCGAUGAUUAUUGUUCAGCUUAUUAUAGUAAUAAGAAUUAUCAAGAUACAUAUGCAAUACCAAUUGAACCCUUGCCUUGCGAAAGCACUUGGGAUGUUCCAUCACAUGUCUUGGAAGAGGUAGUAUUACCACCAAUUACAAGAAAGCAACCUGGCAGACCUCCAAAAAAUGAUCGCAAAAAGGGAUUCACCGAAGGAGAGGGGAAGAAGAGGAAAUUAUACAGUUGA